This is a messenger RNA of Benincasa hispida (wax gourd), 1161 nucleotides long. RefSeq names its product C2H2-type zinc finger family protein. Lineage: Eukaryota; Viridiplantae; Streptophyta; Magnoliopsida; Cucurbitales; Cucurbitaceae. The record is from RefSeq and is a predicted model, not a curated record.
ACUCUCACUCCUCACUUCUCUCUCUCUCUCUCUCUCACUUUUCUCACUUCAAUACUUAGAAAAGUUUUGAUUUUGAUUGCUUUCAUGGAAACCCCAGAAGAGUUUGUGGGAUCUAAUGAUCAAAUUCAUACUAUUGUUGCUGUUAAAGGCCGCCGUAGUAACAAGCGUAUGAGGCUUCUUUCUUCUGGUCUUGAUGCUACUUCCUCCUCCUCUUGCGGUGGCGCCGAUGAAUUCCCCGCCGCUUCUUCCUCCAUCUCCGGCGACACUAAUAAUCUCGUUCUUGAUGAUGAUCAUCAUGAGAUUAGUACUGAGGAGGAAGAAGAUAUGGCUAAUUGCUUGAUUCUUUUAGCUCAAGGAGAUUCCCACCGCCGCCCAAGGCAAAUUCUUCAAGACCCUCUCAAAAUUGAUAAAAUCACUGCUAAAAGAUUCAAUUUUGAGAUGUCUAAAACCACUGGAUUUUAUGUUUAUGAGUGCAAGACUUGUAAUCGGACUUUCCCUUCUUUUCAAGCCCUUGGCGGCCACCGCGCUAGCCACAAGAAGCCUAAGCUGCCGAUCACCACCCUGGAGGAACCAGAAGAAUCACAAUUCAUCAAAAUUGUGACUCCAGUUCAAAUUCCAACCAAAGGGACGACGGGAAUAAAUUUUCAAGCUCAUAAAGGAGGGAAAGUUCAUGAGUGUUCUAUAUGUGGAUUGGAAUUCACUUCAGGUCAAGCAUUGGGAGGACAUAUGAGAAGACACAGAGCCACAACCGCCGUGUCGAGCGCACAACAACUAGCUGUGGCUACAAACACGGAACAUAAUAAUCAUCAUCAUCGUAAUUCCUCUGAGGAUCAAAGGAAGGAAAGGAACAUUCUAGAAUUGGAUCUGAAUCUACCGGCGCCGGAAGAUGAUCUCCGGGAGACAAAGUUUCAAUUUACGGCAACCCCACAAACAAUUGUCUUCUCAGCACCAACCCUUGUGGAUUGCCAUUAUUGAAGAAAAAAGCAAAGAGCCAGCCGGCCAAUAUUGGGGGAGGGUUAAAUUGUGAAUUGUGUUCUUAUUUUUUUUUUUUCCCUUUAAUUACAGUUACUUAUUAUUAUAUAUAGUGAUUAAAUAUAUUCUUUGAAGCUAUAAAUAUAUAUUGAAAUAUUUGGUUAUCUACCCAUUGAAAUUGGAUCUCAA